ACCACCCAGUAAGAACGUACUGCGCUCUUGUUUCUCUUGAAAAAAGUCGCUGUGAUAUGGGGGCUUUCUUUUAUUAUUUGCUAGCUCUGGCAGCCUUUGCUGCAGUAGGAGUAGAUUCUCAGUGCACAGAGAACUUGACUCGUGUUGUGUGGGGAGAUGGCCCGUGGGAGGGCAACCUUCAGGUGUGCAUUGGUGGGGUAUGGGGCUGGAUAUGUCAGAAUGGCUUUGGAACCCCUGAUGCCCAAGUAGCUUGCAAGGAGUUAGGAUACACAGCUCCAGGAGCUUACUAUCGUGUCUGGUCCUAUUAUGGUGUUGGUAAUAACUCUGUACCUAUACAUCUGGAUAGACUCAACUGUGUUGGGACUGAAACAAAGCUAAUGCAAUGCAGUCGAUCAAUUGGGAUUGGACAAAGUAACUGUGGAUACAACCAAAUUGCUGGUGUAGCCUGUGCAAGUGGUGGUACUUGCUCUAAUGGAGCCAUUCGUAAAAUCAGAAAUAGCAAUGGGACUCCAUAUCGUGGAGGAGGUCGUGUUGAAGUGUGCAGUGGAGGAGUGUGGGGGUCGGUCUGUGAUGAUUAUUUUGGCUGGGUUGAUGCUAAAGUGGCCUGCGUUUCACUAGGAUAUAGUGGCAGCCUUUUAGGCUAUUCUUGUUGUGCCAGAUAUUACGGUCAAGGAUAUGGUAGUAUUUUUCUUGAUAACUUGCAUUGUUCUGGAAACGAAGCUAGUCUCUUUUCAUGCCCUCACAACGGAGUUGGUAACCACAACUGUGGUCACAAUGAAGAUUCUGGUAUCCACUGCAUAGGAGUCUUUAAACCAAAUACCUGUACUAAUGGUGAUGUAGCUCUUUGGCGUCCUAGUGAUGGUCCAGAAUAUUACGGAUUAGCCUUGUAUUGUAAGAGCAACAGGUGGAUUGGAGUCUGUGAUGAUAGCUUUACCUGCCACACUGCUAGACUCUUCUGCCAACAGUUAGGGUUUGCUGGAGCACUGUUUACAAGAUCAGAGGGCUACUGGGGCCUGUAUUAUUAUCAAGGAGAUGGUGUGGAUCAUUAUGCCUGGUCCUGCAACUCUGGACACAAGUCUCUAUCACAGUGCAGCUAUUCUUAUCAUUCAAACUGUUAUCAUAAUCAUGAUCAGUUUGGUAUUGCUUGCUAUCCUAAUGUACAAGGGAGUCAGUGUACCAAUGGUGAUGUUCAAUUGCAAGAUGGCACAAACUCUACUAAUGGCCGUGCAAUGUAUUGCUUUGAGGGCUACUGGACUCCUCUAUGCUCAAUUUCUGCUUCCACUGCAUCAGCAAUUUGCAAAACUCUUGGAUUCACUUCACCUUAUGCUAUUGUCUAUACUGAUGAGAGAUUUGGUACAAGUGAGAGGAGAAGCGGAUUGAAUUAUCUCAAUUGUCCAGCUGGUGCUACCAACAUUAGCUCUCAGUGCACUGCAGUCUACAAGACAUGGAGUGGUGGCUGUUACAUCAGUUAUGGAAAGUGUGGCAAGGAGGCUGGUAUACAAUGCUUCAAUGCAUCACAGGACUGCACUGAUGGCAGUGUUAGGUUAGUCAAUGGUGUACUAGAGCAGGAAGGCAGAGUUGAAGUGUGCAGCUAUGGACUGUGGGGGACAGUCUGUCAAGGUGACUGGAAUGCUAUUGAUGCUUAUAUAGUCUGCAAUCAACUUGGAUACACUGGAACAGGACCUCUCUCAUAUUAUAACUCAAAGUUUGGUGUUGCCAGUCAUCUCCCUACAGUAUACAAUAAUGUGAAGUGUGUUGGUUGGGAAAAAUCCAUUACUGAGUGCACAAAGAAUGUAUAUCCUGCAGGAUCUUGUUCUCAAUCUCAGACUGCCAGUGUUGUAUGCAAAGAAGGUUGCAGGGAUGGUGAAGUCAGGCUUCUUGGAGGUGGUUUUGAGAAUGAAGGAACAGUCCAGAUCUGUUAUGGUGGUCUCUGGGGUCUUGUGUCUGAUAAUCAAUGGGACGUGAAUGAUGCCAAUGUUGUAUGCUAUCAGCUUGGGUUUGGAGGAGGAAAUGCAUUGGCAAUUCUUAAUAAUCAAUAUGGUAAACCCAACAUGACCAUUCACAUCAGAAACGUGGCAUGUCUUGGAAAUGAAACCUUCCUUGACAACUGCACUAAGAUAAAAAACUCACUGUCAAGUGGCUCAUCACAACUAGCCAGCACCAGUGUGGCUGGGGUGGACUGUCUUUUUGAUACUCCAACUGAUCCUCCUUGUAUCCAGAGACCUGUUCUUUAUGAUUCUUUUGGUUCUGAAUGUACUAAUGGAUCUGUGAGACUGCAGGGUGGAUCAUCAUCUGAGGGUAGAGUAGAGUACUGUCACAAUGGCUAUUGGUCACCAUUCUGUAAGAUGGACCCUAUGGUAGCUAAAGUGGCUUGUAUGCAAUUGGGAUUCACACAAUAUUCAUGGGGUGCUAUUCUAGAGGGUGGAGAGUUUGUUAGUGGAAGGAACAUUAGUUUAUUUGAUAAUAUAACUUGCACUGGAUCAGAGACUUCACUAUCUCAAUGUGCAGUUGCUGAAAACACUGACUGCACUCCUUUCUGUCGGUAUAAUCUUGGACUAAGGUGCUUCAAUCCUGGCUCCUGUACUAAUGGAGCACUGAGACUAGCUGAUGGUGUCAUUGAUAAUGAGGGAAGAGUAGAAGUGUGUGUUAAUGGAGUAUGGGGAGCUGUCUGUGAUCAAGGAUUUGAUGUAACUGAUGCUCAUGUUGUAUGCCAACAACUGGGUCACCCUGAACUAGAGCCUAUUGUUUUUGCUAAUUCUGCAUUUGGUCCUGGUCAGUAUCCAAUAGUGUACAAUGAUGUGGCUUGUGGUGGAUAUGAGAAUUCACUCAGUGACUGUAACAAGCAGACCUACACCGCCUGCUCUAGAUACAACACUGCUGGAGUGCUUUGUGGAUAUGAUUGUCGUGAUGGUGAUGUGCGUCUAGUUGGUGGUAGUGUGGCUAAUGAAGGAACUGUUGAAAUAUGUUUUAAUAAUCUCUGGGGUACUGUCAAUGAGGCUGGCUGGGGAGAUGAUGCAGCUGGCAUACUUUGCUAUCAAUUAGGAUUUGAAAAAGAAGGUAGUCAAGCUUCCUCUGAUUUCCCCAAGCCAUCACUGACAGUUCACUAUGGUGACUUCUCCUGCACUGGGUCUGAGAUGUCAAUCACUGACUGUUCAUAUACAACAUACUCACUGUAUGAAGGGAAGUCUAUUUCACAGCAGGCAACAGCAGUGGGUGGUGUUAGAUGCAAUCGUUGUUCAGUACCAGUUCCCCCCACUAAUAAUGAUGGAUGCUCUGAUGGUGAGCUUAGACUGACUGGAGGUCAGGAAAGUGGAGUACAAGAAGGAAGACUGCAGUAUUGUGUUCAGGGAUCCUGGUCUGACUUCUGCUAUCUUGGAUCCAAUGAAGCUAGUGUAGCAUGUAGGCAGCUUGGAUUUGCUGAUAUUGAUGUAUCUGUUGUCUUCACUGAUGGAAGGUUUGGUAGUGGUGCUACUACUAGUCUCUUUACUCAUUUCAAUUGCUCUCAGGGUGUAUCACAAUUCCUUGAGUGUCAACUUGAUUCAUGUCCUUCAACAUGUCCACAGGCACUAGGACUUAGGUGUUAUGAGGAGACUAAUUGUGCUGAAGGAGAGACAAGGCUAGUUGGAGGAUCAUUUGAUACUGAAGGAAGAGUUGAAGUUUGUCAUAAAGGAAUUUGGGGCUCGGUCUGUGCCACUGGAUUUGAUACAACUGAUGCUCAUGUGGCUUGCAAGGAAGUUGGAGUGGGACCAUCAGAGCCGAUUGUGUACAAUAAUUCUUAUUUUGGUGAUGGAGAUGUUGCUAUUGUUCUGUCUGACCUUCAAUGCAAUGGAUACGAGAGGAGUAUUGUCGAUUGUAAUCCAAAGGAGUUUGGAUCAUUUGAAUGUUCACGUAGUGCUGUAGUGGGCGUGAGGUGUCAAGACAGGUGCUCAACUGGAGAUGUUCAGUUGGUUAAUGACAGAAACUUAACAAGUGAGGGGACAGUCCUUGUAUGCUACGACAAUACCUGGGGUCUCAUUACGGACAAUGACUGGGGCAAACAAAAUGCUGAUGUUGUCUGCAAGCAACUUUAUUAUACCAAUGGAGGUGAAGCUGUGCUUGGUUCAUACUAUGGCAAACCAAAUAAAACAAUCAUUUACAAUAACGUAGCCUGCACUGGGAGCGAGUCCAGUAUUGUUGAUUGUACCAAUGACCCAUUGUCAGUUGAUGAUGCAAGGGCUAUAUUUGCAAGUGUCAAUGUUGCUGGUGUGAGAUGUGCAAUGAAUACCACGUCACCUCCAACCGAUCUGCUGUCAGGAAGUGUAUCUUCUACCAGUGCUUCUGUUGGUUUAGCCAUUGCUCUCAUUAUACUGAUAGCAUCAAUCGUGAUCACAGUCAUUUUGAUUAUUUAUGUCCUCUUUAAGAAGAGCAGGGUGGGUAAAUCCACUGUGAUGAGACAGUCUAGAGUGAUGAUGUCUGGUGUUGAGAAUCCUGGUGCUGGUCUAGAAGAUGAUGAUGAUGAGUUCAAUACUGCAGAAAAGGAAGCAUACCUGAGAGAGUUCAAAUAAACUUUUAUAUACACAUAGUAUAUAUACAUCCACACACAUAUAUAUGCAUAGUAGAUCAAGCUAUAGCUGCUGCCAUUUAUAACGAUUAUUGUUUUUUAUGAGCUAUUUUUAUAUUUA
Molecule: messenger RNA, 4661 nt
Organism: Amphimedon queenslandica
Lineage: Eukaryota; Metazoa; Porifera; Demospongiae; Haplosclerida; Niphatidae
Product: deleted in malignant brain tumors 1 protein-like
Exons: 23
Coding region: 57-4544 (1495 amino acids)
Cellular component (GO): membrane
Source: RefSeq, a predicted model, not a curated record